AUGUCUCCAAUAGAUGUGUCUGAUGAAACGAGGGUGAAGAAAAGUAUAUUCAAUAGCUCGAUUGAGGACAAACGGCUUCACUGGUCACGUCUGCAGCGGUUUAAAACAACUCAUCGAUUGUACAUAUAUUUGAUGGGUUCGCUAGCCAUUCUCCAGAUCAUUGCAAUCAUGUUUUUCGCCAAAGGAUUUUUACUGACGCGGAAUGUGCUGGACGACGUUGCAACUGAUGUGCUAUCUGAACAAAAAUUCAGCAAAUGCGUGAUAUUAGUGAUAGAUGCUCUAAGAUUUGAUUUUACAAUACCCGUCAAUUCUGCCGAUCAUAAGUAUAACCCCAAUUACCACAACAACUUUGAUGUUUUCCACACAUACGGCAAUGAGAGCUCUUCCCUCCUCCUGAAAUUUUUGGCAGAUCCUCCUACAACAACUCUACAGCGGCUAAAGGGCCUCACGACGGGAUCUUUGCCGACCUUUAUAGAUGCAGGAUCUAACUUUGACGGCUCAGUAAUAGAGGAGGACAACAUAAUCAAGCAGAUGUACCUCCACAAUAAGACGGUCUAUUUUGCUGGUGACGACACUUGGGAUGCCUUGUUUAAGCCCUUUCUCUCUCCCUCUAGUAAACCUUUCGAGUCGCUCAACGUGUGGGAUCUAGACACUGUAGACAAUGGGGUUAUCGACUUUUUUGAACAGCAUCUUUUGGCGGACGCAGCGAAGUCCAGCAACUGGGACAUCUUGAUUGGACAUAUGUUAGGCAUUGACCAUGUCGGACACAAGUAUGGACCAGAUCACUUCACUAUGAAGGAGAAGCAGCUUCAAGCAAAUGAUUUCAUAAAGCAGAUUUGCGGUAAGAUUGAUGACGAUACUCUAUUGGUGGUCAUGGGAGACCACGGUAUGGACCACACUGGUAAUCAUGGGGGCGAUUCUAGAGCGGAAUUAGAGGCUGCUCUAUGGCUUUACUCUAAACAGCCAAAAAUGUGGAGAAAUUUUGAUUCGUCAUAUUACAAUGUAACCUCUCUUGGUGAAAGCUACCGCCAUGUACACCAGAUAGAUCUAGUCCCUUCCAUCGCGCUUCUUCUCGGCUUACCAAUUCCAUUCAAUAAUAUAGGCUGGCCUAUCGAGGAAAUUGCUCGUACUGGAGAAGAUCUGGAUAGCUAUCGUCGCAUUACUGUGAACCAAAUCAGGGACUAUAACGAGGUUAGCAAAGUUAUUAAUGAUCCCAGGAAAAAAGAAGAAUUAGAAGAACUAUGGAAUAGCGCCCUUCUUGACAGCUCUAAAGCUUAUGAAUAUCAACAACUUUUUUUGGAGUCAUGCAAAGAUUUGUGGGCAAGAUUUGACUAUUCUAGUAUAGCAACAGGAAUAGCGCUAUUAACAGCCUCCCUGGUUUUACUCAUUAUUAUUACAAAACUGAUUCCCUCAAUUGUAAUUGGACAAAUGGUUUCAGAGUUUGUUCCAUCAAUUACUAUAAUCUCGCUAAUUUCAAACGUUUGUUUCAGUGGAAUAUUUUACGUCCUCCACCAGCCUGCAUUCCUUGGAAACUGGUUUUGGUGUUCACUACUAGCAACAGCUAUUGGGAUAAUAAGUGGAUGCUUGAUCACAAUUUUGGAUCGCUACAACGCUAGCUGGCUCUGUAGAAAGUUUGUGGAAGACUUGUCCGAUUACUGGUCGAGAAUAGCAGCCCUUUUUAUUACUCUGCAUGCCCUACUUUUUACUUCCAAUUCGUUCACGAUCUGGGAGGAUAGAAUUGUAGGGUUUUUUCUGGCUACACUGGGCUUGUUAACACUCUAUGAAUUCACAUUUUUGCCAAAAAGACGGCUUACGACCGCUUUAUUAGCGGCAGCCAUGGGUGAAAGAAGAAACUCUGCGCAGGGAAAGCAGCCUUUAGAAUCCAUCUCUGAAUCUCCUUUAGGGAGGUUUGCUCGCCUGGUGGGUGCUUACCAUUCAGUCGUUCUAAUUAUGUGCACUAGACUUGCUUCUACGAUUACGAUUUGUAGGGAAGAGCAAGGUGAGUACUGUCAGGCCACUUUUACUACCGCAAACAACUAUUCUUAUUGGAGUUUGCUACUCUGUCUCGUUGUUAUCGCAUUUUUACCAACCUGUGUCAAGGGCUACUACAACGUUUGUUCAUCUUAUCAGGCGGCAGCACCUAUAUGGAUCGGCCAAUUUCUGCGAUGGGCUUUACUAGUGAAUUUCGUCUAUUGGGCCAUCUGUGCUUUGGAAAACACUAUCCCGGGCUUUUCCUGGGAUGUCAAAAUACUAAAGCUGACGAUAUCGAGAAUUAUCGCUGGCUUUUCACUAAUUGCGGCUAACGUUGGCUGGAUGAUGGGACCGCUUUGUGUGAAACUGAACAUACAUAAUAAUGAUGUUAAGUCACAGCAGGCUACCAUAUUAGGCUACACGAAUGUAUAUGGAUCUCAGUUUUUUUUGUUGGUUAUCAACUUCUUACUGUGCAUAAUGUUGUUCAACAAGCCGCUCGCCCAAAUAUCACUGUUUCUCAUGUGCAACCAGCUUCUUUCGUUGUUGGAAAUAUUUGAUCUUUUGAAGUUGAAGGAAAACCUCAUCGGCCCAGUUGCCAUGGGUUUACUAGCAUAUCAGCAGUUCUUCUCUACUGGACACCAAGCAACCAUUCCUGCUGUUCAAUGGGACGUUGGGUUUGUAUUGACGGAACGCAUAACAUUCCCCUUCACGCAUCUGGGAAUUACUAUGAAUACCUUCGGCCCUCACAUCCUAAUAGCAUUGUCUGUUGCGUUGCUUACCUUGUGGAAACAGCCACCUACUGUUUUAAAACCUCAAACACUCCUGGCUCGUGUCGUAUCUAACUGUGGUAUGCUCUUGAUAUACAACACAGUCUUGUGUCUGAGCUCUUUUGUCUGGGUUACGCAUUUCAGAAGACACUUGAUGGUGUGGAAAAUUUUUUGCCCUCGAUUCAUGUUUGCCAGUUUGACUUUGAUUGUCAUUCAGGUGGUAAUCGUUUUAGUCACCAUAGCCUUCGCUAGUGGCAGGCUAAUCAGACAAAUCAAUAACUUAUUUUGGAAAUGA
Messenger RNA from Lachancea dasiensis, 3033 nucleotides. The record is from the annotation of a GenBank genome assembly. Lineage: Eukaryota; Fungi; Ascomycota; Saccharomycetes; Saccharomycetales; Saccharomycetaceae.